CGUCUGCAGUACUGCAGUGCACACCAAAAUUAGGACUCGUCAGAAGAGUACACGUACACGCCGGUUGUUGGAUGAAAAUGUCAUUUAGAGGCAGAAUUGUUCUGGAUUCUCCAAUGCCAGUCGGUGUUAUCCACUCGUUCCCCAUCCCAUCCCUCUGCACGUGUUUGAAACAAAGUAGCCAAGCAAAGGAAAUGUUUCAAAUAUCACAGGAUUCCCUUAUCGGUAAAAGAAGUAAGGCAUGAACUGUUUCUCGGAUUUUUUUACGAGUUCCAUGCCUAGGCUGCAUUGAAAAUUCAACCUCCCACUGCUGAAAAGUAUUGAUAGCUACAAUAUGAUUUUGUUCCGUCACCCAAUUACUCAGCUCAAAUACAGCAAUGUCAACAAAAAGUCUAAUCCUUUCAAGUACAGUGUGACUGCUGGAGUUGUCCCUGCAUAUGAAGGGAAAAAAUACUGACAAAGUGAUUAAAUCGUGAGCACCAGCCACACAUACCGAUGUGAACUACCAGGUACUAUAUUUAGCUGAAAUAACAAGAAUUCCAUUAACAAGUCGAUUUUGGAAUUAGCAUGGAUCACAGUUUUACUUUGUGCAACAAAAUAUAAUUGCUGAAGGAAAAUGGCCAAAAUGGUAUCCAGUGAUAGGAACGUCGACAUUGGUGUUAAAAGUGCGGGAUAAGUGACUACGUGUUUCUUCAGGAUCGACGGAAAUGCAAGUGGCGAUUGUUUUCACUGAACUAAGUUACUCGAAUAGCCGAUGGAAUUCAACAGAGUCAGACUUAAAGAGCCCAUCUCCUACAACUUGAGCAACAAGAUGUAAGAAUAACACUUUUGCAACUCUUGAAUACUCGAGAAUCUUUAGAUUAUGAUAGACAUGUCCUCAAAUACUGGUUCAUUGCAAGAAGCAUCUUGUUAAAUUCAAUUCAAAUUCAAUGGGUGGAUACCUGGCUGUAUUUCCCCAGGCUUAAAGGUAAUUGUAAAGUCCUCUUCCGUUUGGUGGUGGCUCCAGCACAUUUUCACUCACCGUGACCAUUUCAUACCUGGAACAUGAAAACGGACGUAGUUUGUUACGUGAAAUUCCAGCGUUGUGACAGGGUUUCGAGAAUGACACCUCCUUUAAGCGGCCCCGUCAAUCCUUUGGGAUUUCCACUCCAACGUCUCUGAAAUUGGAGUAAAAUUGAAUGCCAGAUAGUGCGAAGGUGUUUGCCAUUGAGGGGAUUCGAUGUCGACGAGGAGCUGAUGAAAAUGCUGAACCAAAGGAAGAAAAUCAAAAAAGUUGGAUGACGUUGAGCUGGCGAAAGCUAUCCGUUCCGUCCAGUCCGUGGAUGCUAAGGAAUAUGUUGGCUGUCACUAGGUGACUAAAACUAUGUCCGCUAGAUGGCGCAUACGGCGUAUUUUUCUUUUCAGAAGACUACAAUUUCUACUUGGCAAUUUCAUCUGAUCAUGUGGCUUGGAGUUGGAGCAGCUGUACAUUUUGCCAAAAUGUCGUCUCUAUUUCCUGUACCUGCUGAACGUUUCGUCAAAAACACUCAGGACAAUUAAAGAUUAAUUGGUAAUGUCUGAUCUGAGCUCCUUCGCUGCUGCCCAAUGUGACAUGGAUUUGACGUGGCCACCUGGUUAAAUGGUGUUCCUCUUGCCACCUGUACUGCUGUAUGUUUCGUCACAUGAAGAAACAUUUCAGAACAAUUGAAGUUUAUUGUUUACGUUCCCGUAGUUGCCGUCCGAUGUGGGACAUUGUUGCAUCCUAUGCUGGUGAAAGAUAUUUUUGCAUGAAGUUGCAACAACAUAAAGUUUAUCGUUUACGUUCCCGUAGUUGCUGUCCAAUGUAGGACGUUGUUGCAGCCUAUGCUGGUGAAAGAUUUUUUUGCAUCAAGUUAAACUGGCUGUUCCUUUGCAGGUGCAACAUUAUUUCGUUGAAUUGUCAUUGUGUCUAUGCAGUUUACCGUUUAUUUGUUAAAAAGGAACAAAAACAGAAAUAUGUGGAAUUUCUUUGUCAAAAAAUAAUGAACAUGUUUUUGGGAUUGGGAAAGGAACGUAGAGGAUGUUGCAAGGGGGGAUUUGAAUUUUAAAAAAAUGUCGAGGUUUGCUGUUACAAAGUACCGUUGGUAGAUAAAGAAGAAACCUUAUAACCUAUAAUCCCAUAAACACACCUAACAUUUCCCAAACCCCUUUUAACUUAUAAUCCCAAACAUAUAUCUUCAUAUCAUUUCCACCACCCCUUCCCUAGAUAUAAACCCUGAAACGUUUCAUGCAACACUUGUAAAAUGCAAUAUAAAUGUUACAUUUGACUAAAACAUUUAAACCUUUGUUUCCACGUAACAAGAAACAUUUUGGACGUCGUUUGGAAAAGCAGUGUAGAAUUGAUCGACUACGCCGGAAAUGUCCUAUUCGCUUUCGGUAAAUCCAUGACACCUCAAGAGUUUGCACCGUACUUUGCUGAACUGUUGCCGGCUAUUCUUCGCAGGGCGGAAAAAUCUAGGCAUUGGAGGAAUCGAGGUUCUGCACCAUCAUCGAUAGCUUCGUGACCCCCGCACAGCCGGCUUCACUGCUUCUUAUGCUGCCACGCAACUUGUCUUACUUCACUGACGAGUUUGACCACUCCACUAUGACACACCUGUGGUCACCCACCACCGGGACUAUGUCCAGAUAUUUUGGCCAUGCAGACACAUGGAAUGGAUGUCGAACGAAGAAUCUGAUAUAGCAUACUUUCCCAGCCCACUAGGAGAUUUGAUGCUGACCAAGUCAUUGUAACUACAAGAUAUGCAAGCUUUGCUUGUGCUGGAUCUGUCAUCACAGCAACAAUAUCAGAAUCAACAAUUGGGUAGUAAACGAAAAUCUUUUUCAAUCCCUGAGCGAUGCCCUUAAAGAUGUCCACGAGCACGUCACGCUGUCCCGCAACAUCGAUGGCGCUAACACAUGCCGAGUCCUCUAAAUGUUUAACCAAUGGACAACCGAGAAGGUGAAAGCGGAAAGUGUUAAUGUUUUGCCCAAAGCUUAUGUUGAGGGUGCAAUUUUGGAAGACUACAAGGUCGCAUUGACCUUAAACGAUGGUUAAAAGAUUCAAACUAUGUCGUCGCUGUUGUCGGUUGGGACGCAACAACGGAUUUGGCUGUCGCUUCUGGUUUGGAAAUAGAUUCCAAUUUUGGUGGUUAUCGAGUCAAAACCGAGCUUGAAGCACGAUCGAACGUCUGGCUGGCUGGAGAUGCUGCCUUCUUUUGUGAUAGCAAAUUGGGUCGUCGGCGUAUGGAAUAUCACCAUGCUGUUGUAUCAGGGCGAUUGGUUGGAGAGAACAAUACUGGCAACGAAACAUGGAUGAACAACUGCAGUGUACUCUUCCCAAGUGCAUUCUUCUUCGUAUUAUCAGUACGCAAUCGGUUGAUGAUGGUGUUGUGCUGUUGCCGUUUGUCGUAUCGUUGAAGGCUGGCUCGAUCACUGGUGUACCGAUGUCUCCUGAGUGUGGUGGAUACCAAAGCUCCACACCGCUGCCUUACUACACAACGACAACAUUCGCAUCAACCGGUUACUACACUGAGGCUCACAAUUACUACAUCACCAAGGCUCCAGAAUAUUACACCGCAGAUAACGCUUCCCCGAGCUACAUCAUCAAAGAUCCUGAGUACUACACCGAGGCUCCCAAGUGCUACACCACCAAGUCACCGGAGUACUACACGUAUGUUGCCCCAGCUUACUACACCGAGGUUUCCAAGAAUUAUUUAGUUCCUAGCUACUACACCGAGGCUCCAACUAAUUACACCACCAAAGCGGUUGAAUACUACACCGAGUCACCCAAUUACUACACCACCAAGGCUCCAGAGUAUUACACCACAACUUGUGCUACCCCGAGCCACUACACCGAAGCCCCGAAGUAUUACUCUGCCCCAAGCUACACAACUGCAACUGAGGCGGCCAAGUAUUACGCAGCCCCGACUAACUACACAGCGGAUGUUCCUUCGUACUACGUUGAACCGGAAUACUACACCGAGGCUCCAGUUUACUACACCACAACCUACGCUACACCUACUACACACUACACCGAGGCCCCUAUGUACUACACUACCAAGGCAGCUGAGUAUUAUAACACUACUUACGCUGCUCCGACCAACUACACCGAAGCUCCGAAGUAUAACUCUAUCCCGAGUUACUACACCACUAAGGCACCUGACACACCCUACGCUUCUCCCACUUAUUACAGGGACGUUUCUAAAUACUAGAGUCGAAUUUAAAAUUUUAAUAAUUAUGUUCAGAUUUGUCGGUCAUAUCUUAAUAAUUACUAGUCACUGGGAAUUGUUGAUCUUUAAAGAGAAAUAAUUUUUUUUUAACCUGGGUAAUCAUUUUGUACGACUUGUCUUUCCACCUAAAAGCCUUUAGACAUUGCGACGUUUUCAGAUUUGUGUUGGAUCUUUACUAUUUCGCAUGUUGGAGAUGACUAUUGCUAUAGUCUUUUCUAUAGUCGCUCUGCAUUCCGACAUGUUCUAGUGUUUGGACGACAGGGCAAGUUACGAAAGAAAAGUUCUGUGGUGUUAACUAAAAAAAUGUGAUGUAAACAGUUCUGUUUUUAACUUAAGUUGGGGUAAAAAAGGUGUUGUAGAUAAUGUUUGGUUUGUCACAGCAAUUUAUUUGAAGAAUCUGAAGAUGAUCAGUCACAAAAAUAUACAAGUCAAAUGCUAAA
Molecule: messenger RNA, 4663 nt
Organism: Daphnia pulex (common water flea)
Lineage: Eukaryota; Metazoa; Arthropoda; Branchiopoda; Diplostraca; Daphniidae
Product: extensin-2-like
Exons: 18
Coding region: 3303-4205 (300 amino acids)
Source: RefSeq, a predicted model, not a curated record